Molecule: messenger RNA, 1395 nt
Organism: Polypterus senegalus (gray bichir)
Lineage: Eukaryota; Metazoa; Chordata; Cladistia; Polypteriformes; Polypteridae
Gene: lacc1
Product: laccase (multicopper oxidoreductase) domain containing 1
Exons: 6
Coding region: 82-1395 (437 amino acids)
Molecular function (GO): copper ion binding
Source: RefSeq, a predicted model, not a curated record
AACCAGGAAGCAAGUGGUUUUUUUGAAAAGAAUUCUGCUCCGUCCGUAUUCAAACUGCAGACUGUCCUGUUCAGGUAAUCAAUGGAGGAGACUAUUCUUGUUGACCUUUUUCAUGAAAAGCUAAAACUCCCAUCUGACAGUCUGGAGAAGUGGCUAAAAGAAUUUUUAGCCACUGAGUUGAAUUGCCUCCUCGAAAGAACCCCACGUGUAUAUAUUCUCUGCGAAAACAAAGACUGUGAGAGCCAACAAGAAGGAGCAAAUCACAGUCUACUGAAGAGAUGUCCUUUUUUGAAAGACAGAGCCAUGGUAUUGGGUUAUCCCAGUUUGGCAGAUGCCUUGUAUAAUUUUAAAUUUCAAAUUGAUGAACAUGACUUAGUUACUGUGAAAAUUCUUACACCUUGGUGGAGAAAAGCAUUGCUUCAGGAAUAUCUCUCUUUGCUUUUUACUGCUGUCUAUCAGUUUUCCUUUUUACACCUUUCUUGUUCACCACAAGAUGAAAAUGUUGCCGAUGCUAUGGAUGAGAUUCUACCUACUGCCCAGCAGUCAAUACAGGUUAAUGCUGAAGUAAGCACAUUUUUAAGAAGGCUUCCAGGCCGUGGUGGAGAUAUUACAAUUCUCCAGUCAUCUGUAAUUCCAGAUGACUGUUUCUUACAUGGUUUUACUACAAGGGCAGGAGGAAUAUCUUACAUACCUACUCUGAAUUCUUUGAACAUGUUCUGCAGUUCCAGACGGAAAGAUCCUCGGGCAGUUGUUGAAGAAAACAUACGUCGAGUAGCUGAAAAAUCAGGCUUCAAUCCAAAAAGUUAUUACCUAGUUAAGGUAAACCAUGCAAAUGAUGUGUGGGUCAUGGAUACGAAUGAACCUGAAAGUUAUGAUGGAAUUGUAACCAAUAGAAGAGGUGUGACUAUUGCGGCUCCUGGAGCUGACUGCAUACCUUUGCUGUUUGCAGAUCCUGUGAAAAAAGUUAUAGGGGCAGCUCAUUCAGGAUGGAAAGGAACUAUAACAGGGGUUGCCAUGGAAACUGUGAACGCAAUGGUUAAAGAAUAUGCUUCUCAAAUAAAAGAUAUCCGUGUUGUGUUGGGGCCAUCAGUUGGCCCAUGUUGCUUUCAACUACAGAAAGAGUCAGCUAUGGACUUUCAUGCCGUCAGCCCAUCUUGCGUGAAAGAUUUAAACAUGCCUAAGCCACAUGUUGACAUAAGGUUAACAACAAGGAUCCUACUUGAACGUGGAGGUAUCCAUCCUGAGAAUAUCCAAGAUAUCGCCUUAAAUAAUGGUCAUGAUGAAAAGCAGUCAGUCCAGCUCUGUACAUCCUGCCUUCCUGACAUGUUUUACUCUCAUGUGCGAGAUGGAAUUAACUUUGGUACUCAGAUAGGCUUUAUCUCAAUAAAAGAAUGA